Messenger RNA from Mesocricetus auratus (golden hamster), 980 nucleotides. RefSeq names its product translocator protein 2 (gene Tspo2). Lineage: Eukaryota; Metazoa; Chordata; Mammalia; Rodentia; Cricetidae. The record is from RefSeq and is a predicted model, not a curated record. Gene Ontology annotation, cellular component: membrane; endoplasmic reticulum. The coding region runs from base 434 to 943 and encodes 169 amino acids. The transcript is spliced from 6 exons. Gene Ontology annotation, molecular function: cholesterol binding.
GGCAGACCAGCAGGAGCCCAGCUCCGCCCCUCUCCAGUCCCUCACCCUCUUCUGCCUGGCACAGGUCAUUUGGCAUCAGGCAUCAGGCCUUGGAGAUGUGUGUCUGAGGCUGCUGUGUCCUUGAGAGUCAAACCACAAGGAAUCUGGACAUCUGUGCUUGCAGACCAGACCUUUGGGGAUGGGGAGACACAGAACACAUCUCUGACGCUCAGGAGCAGGAUGCCACUGUCAGGGUCUGGGAGGCACAGUCCCUGAGGCACAGGCUUGCUAUCUGCCUGGCCAGGUGCUGCCUGUGGCGGGAGAUAAAGAUCAAGCCUUGUCCUGCCGUCCAGGAGUCAGAUGGCCACGGAGAGAGAAGGAAGCCUUUGACUCAGAGCGAUUGCUGACACUGAACCGUGCUCCCCAGAGGCUGGAUUUUGCCUCUCUGCGGUGAAUGAAGCUUCAGGGGCCUGUGUUUGUGGGUGUGCCCCUCCUCGGACCCAUCCUGAUUUGCAUGUUCACUCACAAUCAGACAUCCGGUUGGUGUGAGGAUGAGAGGAAGCUGUGGUGUCCACCCCACAAGGUCAUAUUGCUUGUCUGGGCGACCAUCUACUCUGUCAUAGGCUAUGCCUCCUACCUGGUGUGGAAGGACCUGGGAGGGGGCUUCCGGUGGCCCCUAGCACUGCCCCUUGGCCUCUACAGUUUCCAACUCACCCUCAGUUGGACCUUCUUGACGCUCUUCUUGACAGCCAACAACCCUGGGCUGGCCCUCCUAGACCUGUUGCUGCUCUAUGGGCUGGUGGCAAGCAUGGUGCUCAUCUGGCAACCGAUCAACAAGCUGGCCGCUCUGCUCCUGCUGCCCUACCUGGCCUGGCUCACCGUGACUAUCGCCAUCACCUACCGCCUGUGGAGGGACAGCCUGUGUCCGGCUCACCAGCCUUCGCCAUCCGAGGAGAGCCAUUGAGGCGCCAGGGUCCGGGAGAGGAGGGAGGGUGGCAAGU